AUGUUCAAUCAGUUGGAUUCGAUUUUUUUGAAAGCAAUUGAGCAGUAAAUUACUCUUCUUUUAUUAAAAAAACGUAUCAAUACAAUUUUCAGUAAUAUUGAUGCAAAUGUAGAUCCUUGUGAUGAUUUUUACCGUCAUUCUUGUGAUGUUAACAAACCUGUUAAUGAGACAUUGAUAAAUUUGGCUAAUGAAAUGUAUCUGGCGGUUAUCAACAAUUUAACACUAACAGAUAAUUUUGAAUUAGGAAACGUGAGUUGAUAAAUAACAAUUUUGUUUGAAAAUGUUUUUAACAGAGAUUGGAAGCAAAUGAUUCUUCAAUUAUUUUGUUAAAAGUUCUUCUAGACAAUAACCAAACGGAAAAUAUUCAGAAAAUUGCUGAUGAUUUUUUUGAAAGGUUUGUUUUAUAUUUUAUUUCCGAUUCUAUCAAUCACCUUACAGCUGUACUCAUCGAAAUAAAACAAAUAUGAAAUAUAUUUUGAAAACACUUCAGAAAACAUUCAAAAUGAUGAAAUUCACAAAUUUGAUAUAUGAUACAAAUUGUAGAAGAUCUUCAGAACAACUCAGCAAAAAACUUGAAAAAGUUUGGUAUGAUGAAAUUCAAGUGAGGUUUUCAAAAAAAAAAAUAUUAUUAAAAAAAUUAACCUUUUGUUCCAGUCAAGUAAAAACAGUUUCAAUCUUUCUGUUAAAACAAAUUUUGUUCGAUCACAUGCUUGGAUGAAAAAUAAUAUAAAUUUAAUGUUUGAACAUGAAGAUUAUAUGGAAGAAUUCAAAACUGAAAUUGAAAGACUAAUGAAGGUAUAAGUUUCCCGAAACAAUUGAUAGAAGUUUUUGUUAUAUUUAAGAUCACACCUUGGGUUGAGAAAUCUGAUACAGAACGUUAUUUCAAAGAAUUGCUGGAAAUAACAAAAUUCAGUGUGGAUGUAUAUCCCAGAGGGGAGUUCAGAAACUUCGAAUAUUUCAACGAAACCUUGUCAGAAUGCCAAUCGUAUGUUAACCCUUUUUCAAGAUACUGAAGUAAGUUGUUUAUUUCAGAAAAUAUAAAUUGAAAUCAAUGAAUAUUUUAUGUUUUAUUGAACAUACUCAUGAGUUUUCCGAUAGAAUAAAUGAAUUUAAUGCGAUGAAUUGGGUGCCAGAUAUUUCGUUUUUGCAUGGAAUGCUUUAUAUUUAUGGUUUGAGCAAUUAUCCUGGUCUUCUGGUAAAUUUAAUUUUUAUAACUUCGAAAAAUUAAGAAAGCCAUGUUUCCUUCACAAUAGGACUAUUUGGUUUUAGAUAACACAAACAUUUGUUUUUCAGUAUGGCGCAUCAGGAACAACACUUGGACAUGAAUUAGGUCAUUCUUUUGUUAAAAGUUCUCACGAUGAAUAUUUUGUUCCUUAUUUCCCAUCAAGUUUCAAAUCAUGUGUUCAAGAACAAUUUGAUAGGACUUGCUCAUAUUAUAAAGAAGUGAGUAACAAAUAUUGUUUUUAUCACAAACAUCGCGAGUCAAAUUUUCAGAAAGAAUGUAGAACUGUUGAUUCUCAAUUUGAUGAAAAUGGUUCAGAUAUCUUUGGAACAAAAUUAGCUUUUGAUUUAAUGAAGAAGAAAUUUGGAGAUAAAAUGAAUGUGAGUAGUAUAGUUUCGAAUUUUUCUAUUAAAAAAAUAAUUUCAGGAAGUGUUGGAAGGAUCUCGAUAUAAUCUCACAAAUGCUGAAGUAUUUUUCUAUGCAAACAACUUUUUUGCGUGUUCAGUUUGUCUUUUUUCUUCAAAUUAAAAAAAAACAUUUAUUUGAAAUAAAGAUUGUUUUCAGAGAGAACCAUCAGCAUUACUCAGAAGAGAUAGUCAUCAUGCACCAAACGCAAGAAUAAAUGCAGCAAGUGUUCAAGUUCCAGAAUUUCAGAGAGUAUUUGGAUGUGACAAUAAUAGUCGAAUGAUGAAAUCGAAAACUGUGAGUUUUUGAAAUAGGUGAGAAACAUUAAUUUUUGGAUUUUGCAGAAACAAUGCAUACUUUUUGGGGAAGAUGCUUCUGAUUGA
Molecule: messenger RNA, 2010 nt
Organism: Caenorhabditis angaria
Lineage: Eukaryota; Metazoa; Nematoda; Chromadorea; Rhabditida; Rhabditidae
Source: the annotation of a GenBank genome assembly